Molecule: messenger RNA, 2325 nt
Organism: Zymoseptoria tritici IPO323
Lineage: Eukaryota; Fungi; Ascomycota; Dothideomycetes; Mycosphaerellales; Mycosphaerellaceae
Exons: 1
Coding region: 1-2325 (774 amino acids)
Biological process (GO): mRNA splicing, via spliceosome
Cellular component (GO): Prp19 complex; spliceosomal complex
Source: RefSeq, a predicted model, not a curated record
AUGCCCGUGGUCAAAGGAGGAGUCUGGACGAACAUCGAGGACGAGAUCCUCAAGGCCGCCGUCUCCAAAUAUGGUCUCAACCAAUGGGCGCGCGUAUCAUCGCUGCUCGCACGAAAGACUGCGAAACAAUGCAAAGCGCGAUGGGCGGAAUGGCUGGACCCAGGCAUCAGGAAGAUCGAAUGGAGUCGCGAGGAGGACGAGAAGCUGUUGCAUCUGGCUAAGCUGAUGCCGACGCAAUGGCGGACAAUCGCACCGAUCGUGGGCCGCACGGCGACUCAAUGUCUGGAGCGAUACCAGAAACUGCUGGACGAAGCCGAAGCUCGAGAGAAUGCCGAAUUCGGUCUGGCUGGACCUGAUGGCGGCGAGACUCAAGCGCCCUCCGCCGACGAUGUACGCAAGCUGCGUCCUGGCGAGCUGGAUCCCGACCCGGAAAGCAAGCCUGCACGACCGGACACCAUUGACAUGGACGAAGAUGAGAAGGAGAUGCUGAGUGAGGCUCGUGCGCGUCUGGCGAAUACACAAGGAAAGAAGGCCAAGCGAAAGGCGAGAGAGCGGCAGUUGGAAGAGUCUCGACGACUGGCUGUUUUGCAGAAGCGGAGAGAGCUCAAAAGUGCAGGGAUCAAUAUCAAGGUCACCACGAAGAAGAAGGGCCAGAUGGACUACAAUGCCGAUAUUCCUUUCGAGCGGGCGCCCGCGCCAGGUUUUUACGACACACAGGAUGAGAAGACACAGAACGAGCAUGAGCGGGAAAUGUUCGACCCACGAAAGCAGCAGCUGGCCAACAAGCGAAAAGGAGAUGGGCAGGAUGACGGCGAGCAAGACAACAAGAGGAGGAAGAAUGAGAAAGACGGGGGGGCCUCGGCAUUUGCAGCAGCUGCAAAGGCUGGACAGGCGCAGCGUAUUCGCGAAGCUGAGCAGAGUAGCAAGCGAAGAGGACUUGUUUUGCCAGCUCCGCAGGUCAGCGAAGGCGAAUUAGAGGAUAUCGUCAAGAUGGGAAUGUCCGGGGAGAGAGCACACUCACUCGCAGGAAGCAGCGACAACGAUGCCACCCGUGGCUUGAUCUCGAACUACUCCAACACGGUCGGCGCCACACCCAUUCGCACACCUCGAGCACCGCAAGAAGAAGACAGGAUUGCCAACGAGCUGAGGGAUGCAAGAGCUAGAACGGCGACACAGUCUGUACUGCUUGGCGGAGAGAAUACUCCCAUGGCAGAGAGCGGAGCGACAACAGGCUAUGGAGGUGUUGCACCCUCCAAGCAAGCAUUGUCAACACCAAACCCAAUGGCAACUCCUCUCAGGCAGAACGGUGGAGCAAACGCAGUCGGUGCAACGCCUUUCCGCACACCGCGCGACAACUUCCGCCUCAACCAGGAUGGGACAAUGCAGCUCGUCGGACAGACGCCUCGAGAUAUCCGCCUUCAUGAGCAAGCGACCCGCAGCUCUCUACGAGGGAAGCUCGCCAGCCUGCCGAAACCCCAGCAAACCGAGUGGGAGCUCGAAGCAAUGCCCGAAGAGCAGCCAGAGGUGUCGUCUUCAAUGGAGAUGAGCGACGAGGAUGCUGCCGUGCGUGACGCCCGCAACGCAGCUAUUGCCAGAGCAGCCGCCGAGGCAGACUUCCGCCGCCAGACCAAAGUCGUUCAGAAAGGUCUACCACGGCCGAAAGCCGUCGACGUUGAUGCCAUGCUCUCCAAGGCAAAGACGCUCUCUGACCCCAUCGCACGCAACAUCGCAGAGGAGGCCGCAGCAUUGAUGGCUCGGGAUGCGCAGAAGUUUGGUGGUGGCAAAGUCAAAGGCUCCGCUGGGAACAAAGAACUACCCACCUUCUCCGAUGAUCUCAUGCAGCGUGCUCAGAAUGAGGUCGUGCUUGAACUCGGCCAACAUCCCGAUCGUGCGCUCUUCGGCACAGCUUUCGAGAAUGAAUGGGAACGUGUUCAUGCAUCGACCAUCCUCCCUGGCCUGGCUGGAUACGGCGAGGACGAACUCGAUGAGGAGCAGCUUCUGAUCGAAAGUUUCGACAACAUCCAAGACUCCAUCACGCAAAUGUCCGACAAGGGCAACGUGCUAGAGAAGAAGCUGGCGAAGCUACAUGGAGGCUACGUCGAACGGCAGAAGAAGCUACGUGCGAAGAUCCUUGAGGCGAGUGAUGUUCUCGCACGGACGAAAUUGGAUUCUGAGGUUGGAAGGAUCGCGUUGGCUGGUGAAGAGGCUACCAUUGCGGCGAGACUGGAGGCUGCGAGGGAGGAGGUCACGAUUGUCGGGCGGAGGGAGAGAGAAGCGCAAGAUGUGUUCCGCGCGAGGAGGGAGGAGUUGGAGGCGUUGUCGUGA